AUGGUUGAAGAUCGAGGACCUCGCCUACGCAAUAUCUGUGCGGUAUUCCUGGCUUGUGCAGUUUUCUCGACCGCGGUACGAUGCUAUACAAGGGCGAGACUCGUCAAAUGGUUUGGACUCGAUGACUGGCUGAUGGUAGCCGCCGCCGUAAGCCUUACAAUAAUCUUCGAGUUGAUUCGAGCUUCUACUGACGGCAUUGAGCAGUUAUGCUAUAUCAUGUUUUCGACCUGCGUCAUCGCCGGAGUGCACUAUGGCACUGGACGGCAUUUUUCCGACCUCGAACCUGAGGAUAGUAUGAAAGCUCUACGGUACUGGUGGCUGUGCUACCUAGCCUACUCGCUCACCAUGAUCUUCGCCAAAACAUCGAUCGGCUUCUUCUUACUGCGCGUUGCUGUCGCCCGUAUCCAACGCCAGGUCAUUUACAGCGUCGUCUGUACGACCGUGGUCGUUGGCAUCGUUUUUCUUUUCGUAACCGUUUUCGAAUGCUCCCCCGUUUCGUAUUUCUGGAAUCGAGCCCAGGAUGGCCAUUGUCUCAGUAUGGAUGUCAUCAUUGGUUUGACCUAUUUCUACAGUGUGGUCAACGCCAUUUGCGACUUCACUUUUGGGCUUCUGCCCGUUUUUUUAGUAUGGAAGCUCCAAAUGGACAGAAGAGUGAAGAUUAUUCUCAUUCCGAUUCUGGGGAUGGGCUGUGUUGCCGCGAUCGCCGUUCUCGUACGAAUGGCCUAUGUCCGAGAUUUUGCAGACCCUGACUUCCUGUGGGCCACUGUGAAUAUUGCAGUCUGGUCCGAUAUUGAACUCGGCCUCGCUAUCACCGCCGGUAGCUUGGCCUGCCUCCGCCCUCUUGUCCAUAUAGUAAACGCAAAACUUGGACUCUCGAGCGUCAAGACCCCUCGCCCGAAUCCGGACUACAUUAGUGCUGGGCGCAAAACACCCAAUAUCAGCGGUCCAUUCAACCUUGCCAGCUUCAACAAGGAUGACAAAUGGAGAUUGAGUAGUGGGGCCAAUGACGAAGCCUUCAGACCGACAUAUCUUGACGAGAAUGGAAACAAGGAUCAAUGGGUGACCGGCCAAAGUGUAAAUGGAAGCGAAGAACACUUGAGAUCUACUCCCAAGGUGGAGAUGCAACAUCCACCAAAGGCUUACGCCAAAAGCGAGUCAGUUGGGGGCGUUGGACGUUAUGUUCACAAGUGA
This is a messenger RNA of Exophiala aquamarina CBS 119918, 1191 nucleotides long. RefSeq lists its product as uncharacterized. Bases 1 to 1191 code for a protein of 396 amino acids. The record is from RefSeq and is a predicted model, not a curated record. The transcript is spliced from 4 exons. Lineage: Eukaryota; Fungi; Ascomycota; Eurotiomycetes; Chaetothyriales; Herpotrichiellaceae.